GGGCUCGCAUCGCAGUCAGCACUGUGACGUCUUCUUCAAAACAUCAGUCAGCCAUCGCGAAAUAAGCAAAAUCGCAGAAAAAAAAAAUAUUGUUUUGCUCCAAGUUUAUCAACUCGCGAUUAUUCGCGUUCUCCGCCAUCGAAUCAGCUAGUAAUCCCCCGCAAAAGUGAAAAUACCAAGCAGCUGGAGCCGAACGAAGAGGAGAAAAUAAAACGCACUACAACAACAGCCGAAGUUUAGUCAUCGGCUUGAGCCAAGUCACAGGCAGAACACUGUUUUGUUUUUAGACUGCUAUCUGGUCGCAGAAGAAGGUAUCAGAUCAAGGGUGAAGUCCACUCUCGUCUGAAUACACUAUAAUAGUGCUAGCGCUGAUUAUGGUCAGUCUGAUCAGAAACUUCGGCUCUAACACGGGAGGUCGAUUCUUUGAAGAUCCCAGCAGGAUGGACGACAGCAACACGAUGCUGGACCCGAUUUUGUCCACCGAGGACGAUGACGGGUUCCGGCCCCUGCGAACCGUGCCGGCUUUUAGCUUCCACCUUCUCAUCUCGAGUUGCAUCUCGCUAACCGGAAUAAUCCUGGCCGCCAGCUGGGAAGACAGCCGACGCUGCGAAGCCUAUUUUAUAAUGCUAUAUCUGAGAGCAGCUUUCUGGUUGAUCACCUAUCUCUUCGACCGUUUCAUCAAGAGGCGUCACGAGAAGCUGCGGCUCGAUGGAUAUCACGACUUUCAUCGUUCCACCGCCCAGCACCGGUCCGUUCCGCUGCAGAUCGUGUCGCUGUGGAACACUUUUCUGCUGGCGAUCCAAACGCUCAUUCAGCACUACUACGGGGACAGUUUUGCCGAGAAGUGUGCGAUGGUGGGACUGCUGUCGCCCAUCGUCUACAUUACGCUGUUCAGCUCGCUCGAAACGAUGGUGUUCGGAAUCGUGCAUGGAUUGUAUAUCGCUAAAGUGGUUCGGUUCAACCGAAUGGCCCCACCGCCGGAUGCCCUGCAGGGUUCCCGAAGUCAUAGCAGCGGAUCGCUGGGACUAACCCAACGUGGACUCAGCACCGCCGAACUGCUCGAAAAGCAAGCCGACCUCAUUAACUACCUGAAGGACCACAACCUCCAGCUGAACCAGAAGAUCAUGCAGAUGAACGCCCAGGUCAGGACGGUGACCUACCCGGGUUAGGCUAAGGGGGCAGCCGGUUCUGAUCGAGCCGGCCCGAGUAGAACGAGGAGAAAGGUAAGAUCGAUUUUACUCUUGAGCUUUUCCAUGCAGAGACGAACUUUUUUUCUGGUUUGGAUGUGAGAGGAGUUGAAAAGAAAAAAACUAAUUGGACUGAUCGUUUUGUUAAGGUUGUAGUUAAGGCCCGUAGUAUUUACGAAUUAGUCGCAUUGGGAGAAAGGAGUUAUUUGAUGAUUGUGGAAAGCAUUUCUGCUUUAAAGAGCUUGGUUCAAAUUUUACAAAGCCUAGUGGGAGGGAAAAGUUAAUGUUUUGUUUUCGAACAAUAAACUGUAGAAUGCGUUCUGUGAAUAGAUUCAA
Aedes aegypti (yellow fever mosquito) is the source of this 1523-nucleotide messenger RNA. RefSeq names its product transmembrane protein 192. NCBI's taxonomy places the organism in Eukaryota, Metazoa, Arthropoda, Insecta, Diptera, Culicidae. Gene Ontology annotation, cellular component: lysosomal membrane; late endosome. The transcript is spliced from 6 exons. The record is from RefSeq and is a predicted model, not a curated record. The coding region runs from base 375 to 1169 and encodes 264 amino acids.